AUGAGACCAGAAAUUGAACAGGAACUUUCUCAUACCCUCUUAACUGAGUUGUUGGCAUACCAGUUUGCCUCACCAGUUAGAUGGAUUGAGACCCAAGAUGUGUUUUUACAACAACACAACACUGAAAGAGUAGUGGAGAUUGGUCCAUCGCCAACGUUGUCCGGUAUGGCCUCCAGAACCAUCAAGGCCAAAUAUGAAUCGUAUGAUGCUGCUUUGUCGUUGCAACGUCAAGUGUUAUGUUAUGCCAAGGAUCCUAAGGAAAUUUACUACACUCCAGAUCCAGCAGAGGCCGCUCCCGCCGCUGAAGAGCCCGCGGCUACCGAGGCUGCUCCAGCUGCUACUCCAGCUGCUGCCCCAGCUGCUGCACCUGCCGCAGCAGCACCUGCUCCAUCUGGACCCGCUGCGUCUAUUCCUGAUGAACCAGUCAAGGCCGGUUUGUUGUUGCACGUUUUGGUUGCCCAGAAAUUGAAGAAGCCAUUGGAUGCUAUUCCUAUGUCGAAGCCAAUCAAGGAUUUGGUCAAUGGUAAGUCCACCGUGCAGAAUGAAAUUUUGGGAGAUUUGGGUAAAGAAUUCGGAUCUACUCCUGAAAAGCCAGAAGACACUCCUUUGGAAGAGUUGGCAGACCAAUUCCAAGACACUUUCUCUGGUCAAUUGGGUAAGACUUCUACUUCUUUGAUCGGUAGACUUAUCUCUUCCAAGAUGCCUGGUGGAUUUUCUAUCACCAUUGCUAGAAAGUAUUUGGAUACCAGAUUCGGUUUUGGUCCAGGUAGACAAGACGCUGUCUUGUUACACGCCUUGACCCAAGAGCCAGCCAGUAGAUUGGGAUCUGAGGCUGACGCCAAGCAGUUUUUGGACACCGUUGCUACCAAGUAUGCUUCUAUCGCCGGUAUUUCGUUGUCGUCUGCCGAAUCUAGUAGCGGUGGAGGUGCUGGAGGUGCUGUGGUCGAUAGUGCUGCUUUGGAAGCAUUGACUGCCGAAAACAGAACUUUGGCCAAGCACCAAUUGGAAGUGUUAGCCCGUUACUUGAAAGUCGACUUGCAGAAAGGAGAAAAGUCUUUUAUCAAAGAGAAGGCAGCUGCCAAUGUUUUACAACAAGAAUUGGACUUGUGGGAGGCAGAGCACGGCGAGUAUUAUGCCACUGGUAUUAAGCCCACUUUCUCGCCUUUGAAGUCCAGAACUUAUGAUUCGUACUGGAAUUGGGCCCGUCAAGAUGUGUUGUCGAUGUACUUUGACAUCAUCUUUGGCAAAUUGACAGAAGUUGACAGGGAAACCAUUAACCAAUGUAUCCAAAUCAUGAACAGAUCUAAUCCUACUUUGGUCAAGUUCAUGCAAUACCACAUUGAUCAUGUUCCAGAGUACAAGGGAGAGACUUACCAAUUGGCAAAGAAGUUGGGUCAACAAUUAAUCGACAACUGUCAGCAAGUGCUUCAAGUCGACCCAGCUUUCAAGGAUGUUGGCAGAAUCACUGGUCCAAAGACCACCGUUGACGCCAAGGGUAAUAUCACUUACUCUGAAGUUGAGAAAGAGUCGGUUCGUAAGUUUGAACAAUACGUUUACGAGAUGGCCCAAGGUGGUAAGAUGACCAAGAUUUCUCAGCCAACAAUCCAAGAAGAUUUGGCUAGAGUCUACAAGGCAAUCACCGUUCAACAAUCUUUGUCUAAGGGCACCAAGCUCGAAGUGCAAAAAUUGUAUGAGCAAUUGAUUGAUUUUGUUGAGAAAUCAGACGAGAUUGAGGUGUCUCGUUCAACCAAGGCUUUCUUGCCUACGGGAGCAAACACUCCUACUGAGGAAGACGAGUUGUCCACCACUUCUGCUUCAGACGAUGACGAGAUUGCUUCCUUGCCAGACAAGACAUCGAUUUUGCAACCAGUUUCAUCGACCAUUCCACCACAGACUAUCCCAUUCUUGAACUUGCAACGUAAAAACUCCAGUGGUAAUUGGGAAUACGAUGCAAGAAACUCAGCUCUUUACUUGGAUGGACUCGAGAGCGGUGCCGUCAACGGUUUGACUUUCAAGGACAAAUACGUCUUGCUUACAGGUGCCGGUGCUGGUUCAAUUGGUGCAGAGAUUUUGCAAGGUUUGAUCAGUGGAGGUGCCAAGGUCAUUGUUACUACCUCUCGUUUCUCUAAGAAGGUGACUGAGUACUACCAAGCCAUGUACUCUAGAUACGGUUCCACCGGUUCGACUUUGAUUGUUGUUCCAUUCAAUCAAGGUUCCAAACAAGAUGUGGAAGCAUUGGUGAACUACAUCUACGAUGACCCCAAGAAGGGUGGUUUAGGAUGGGACUUGGACACCAUCAUUCCUUUUGCUGCUAUCCCAGAAAAUGGCAAUGGAUUGGAUAACAUUGACUCCAAGUCUGAGCUUGCUCACAGAAUCAUGUUGACCAACUUGUUGAGAAUGCUUGGUGCUGUCAAGUCCAAGAAGACCACUGACACCAGACCUGCUCAAUGUAUCUUACCACUUUCUCCUAACCAUGGUACUUUUGGAUUCGAUGGUUUGUACUCGGAGUCCAAGAUUUCCUUGGAGACUUUGUUCAACAGAUGGCAUUCGGAGGACUGGGGUAUGAAAUUGACCGUCUGCGGUGCCAUUAUCGGAUGGACCAGAGGAACAGGUUUGAUGAGUGCCAACAACAUGAUUGCCGAAGGUAUCGAGAAAUUGGGUGUUAGAACAUUCAGUCAAAAAGAGAUGGCUUUCAACAUCUUGGGUUUGAUGACUCCUCAAAUGGUCAAGUUGUGCCAAGAGAGUCCCGUUAUGGCAGACUUGAACGGUGGCUUGCAAUUCCUUGACAACUUGAAGGAAUUGACCACCAAGUUGAGAACUGAUGUUAUGGAGUCGGCUGAUGUACGCAGAGCUGUCUCUAUCGAAUCUUCGAUUGAGCAAAAGGUUGUCAAUGGUGACGAUGUCGAUGCCAAUUAUACCGCAGUUGAGGUGCAACCAAGAGCCAACAUGAAGUUUGAGUUCCCUGGAUUGAAAUCUUACGAAGAAAUCAAGGAAGUUUCGCCAAAUCUUGAGGGAAUGUUAGACUUGGAAAGUACCAUUGUUGUCACUGGUUUUGCUGAAGUGGGACCAUGGGGUAAUGCCAGAACAAGAUGGGAAAUGGAAGCUAAUGGUGAAUUCUCUUUGGAAGGUGCCAUUGAAAUGGCUUGGAUCAUGGGCUUGAUCAAGUACCACAAUGGUAACUUGAAGGGUAAACCUUACUCUGGAUGGGUUGACGCCAAGACUCAACAACCUGUUGAAGACAAGGAUAUUAAGGCCAAGUACGAGGAGCAAAUUUUGGAGCACUCUGGUAUCCGUCUUGUCGAACCAGAAUUGUUUGGUGGAUACGAUCCAAAGAAGAAGAAGUUCAUUCAAGAAGUGGUGAUUCAGCACGAUUUGGAAGAAUUUGAAGCUUCCAAAGAAACUGCUGAACAAUACAAGCUCCAGCAUGGUGAUAAGUGUGAGAUCUUUGAAAUUGAUGGCUCUGGUGAGUACACCGUCAAGAUCUUGAAGGGUGCUACUUUGUACAUUCCUAAGGCUUUGAGAUUUGACAGACUUGUUGCUGGUCAAAUUCCUACUGGAUGGGAUGCUCGCCACUACGGUAUCCCCGAAGAUACCAUCAACCAAGUUGAUCCAAUUACUUUGUACGUAUUGGUCUCUACAGUUGAAGCUUUGUUAUCGGCUGGUAUCACCGACCCUUACGAGUUCUACAAGUAUGUCCAUGUUUCAGAAGUUGGUAACUGUUCUGGUUCUGGUAUGGGUGGUCAAUCUGCCAUGAGAGGAAUGUUCAAAGACAGAUAUGCCGAUAAAGAAAUUCAAAACGAUAUCUUGCAGGAAUCUUUCAUCAACACCAUGGCUGCUUGGGUUAAUAUGUUGUUGUUGUCUUCUUCAGGUCCUAUCAAGACUCCCGUCGGUGCAUGUGCCACUGCUGUGGAGUCUGUUGAUGUAGGAAUGGAGACCAUCUUGAGCGGUAAAGCUAAGGUUUGUAUUGUUGGUGGAUACGAUGACUUCCAAGAGGAAGGUUCUUAUGAGUUCGCCAACAUGAAUGCCACAUCUAACGCUGUGACUGAGUUUGAACACGGAAGAACUCCAAAGGAAAUGUCAAGACCUACGACUACCACAAGAUCAGGUUUCAUGGAAUCGCAAGGUUCUGGUAUCCAGAUUAUUAUGACAGCUGAUUUGGCUCUCAAGAUGGGUGUUCCAAUCCAUGCCGUUAUUGCCAUGACUGCAACUGCUACUGAUAAAAUUGGACGUUCUGUUCCUGCUCCAGGUAAGGGUAUUUUGACCACUGCUCGUGAGCACCAUGGUAACUUGAAAUACCCAUCUGCUAUGUUGAACAUCAAGUACAGAUCCAGACAGUUGAAGAAGAGAUUGCAAGAGAUCAAGAAGUGGGAAGAAGGAGAAAUCGACUUUUUGUCUGAGGAGGCUGAAUUGGCCAAGGAGGAAUACGGUGAUCAAUUCUCUCUUGAAGAGUUCAUGAGAGAACGUACUGAGGAAAUCCACCGUGAAGCCAAGCGUCAAACUUCCAACGCUAAGCAACAAUGGGGUAACAACUUCUACAAGUCGGACCCUAGAAUUGCUCCAUUGAGAGGUGCCUUGGCAGCAUUUGACUUGACUAUUGACGAUAUUGGUGUUUGCUCUUUCCAUGGUACUUCUACCGUGGCCAAUGACAAGAACGAGUCUGCCACCAUCAAUGAAAUGAUGAGACACUUGGGAAGAAGCGAGGGUAACCCAGUGUUUGGUGUCUUCCAGAAGUACUUGACUGGUCACCCUAAGGGAGCAGCAGGAGCUUGGAUGUUGAAUGGUGCCAUUCAAAUUUUGAACUCUGGUCUUGUGCCAGGUAACCGUAACGCUGAUAACGUUGAUAAGGUCCUUGAGCAAUUCGAGUAUGUGUUGUAUCCAUCUAGAUCCAUUCAGACUGAUGGAAUCAAGGCCGUUUCGGUUACCUCCUUCGGUUUCGGUCAAAAGGGUGCUCAAGCUGUUGUUGUCAACUCAGACUACUUGUAUGCCUCGUUGGACAAACGUACUUACGAAGCUUAUGCAACUAAGGUGACUGCUCGUAACAAGAGAACCUACAGAUACAUGCACAAUGCCAUCACCAGAAACACCAUGUUUGUUGCAAAGGACAAGCCUCCAUACAGUGACGAAUUGGAACAGCCAGUCUACUUGGACCCAUUGGCUCGUCUCGAUAGCUCAAAGAAGGAGUUGGUUUUCACCCAGAAAUCGGUUCAAAGUGACAAGACAUAUGUGAGUGCUGUUGCAAACUCAACCGCCAACGCUUUGUCGAGCUUGAACAAGUCUUCAAAGGGCGUCGGUGUGGAUGUGGAGUUGAUUUCAGCUCUCAACUUGGAAAACUCUACUUUUGUUGAGAGAAACUUCACUGCUGGUGAAGUUGAAUAUUGCUCCAAAGCCGCCUGCCCACAAGCUUCGUACACUGGAACUUGGUCUGCCAAAGAGGCUACUUUUAAGGCCCUUGGUGUCUCAUCGCAAGGUGGAGGUGCUGCCUUGAAGGAUAUCGAGAUCACUCGUGAUGCUAAAGGUGCUCCUCAGGUGGUUCUUCAUGGAUCAGCGCUUGAAGCUGCCAAGAAGGCUGGCGUGAAGGGUGUUAGUGUUUCCAUCUCUCACGAUGAUUUCCAAGCUACUGCAGUGGCACUUAGCGAGUUCUAG
Molecule: messenger RNA, 5643 nt
Organism: Meyerozyma guilliermondii ATCC 6260
Lineage: Eukaryota; Fungi; Ascomycota; Pichiomycetes; Serinales; Debaryomycetaceae
Gene: FAS2
Product: trifunctional fatty acid synthase subunit
Exons: 1
Coding region: 1-5643 (1880 amino acids)
Biological process (GO): long-chain fatty acid biosynthetic process
Cellular component (GO): fatty acid synthase complex
Molecular function (GO): magnesium ion binding; fatty acid synthase activity; 3-oxoacyl-[acyl-carrier-protein] reductase (NADPH) activity
Source: RefSeq, a predicted model, not a curated record